This is a messenger RNA of Megalobrama amblycephala (Wuchang bream), 1416 nucleotides long. RefSeq names its product E3 ubiquitin-protein ligase RBBP6-like. Lineage: Eukaryota; Metazoa; Chordata; Actinopteri; Cypriniformes; Xenocyprididae. Gene Ontology annotation, molecular function: ubiquitin protein ligase activity; zinc ion binding. The record is from RefSeq and is a predicted model, not a curated record. The coding region runs from base 553 to 918 and encodes 121 amino acids. The transcript has 3 exons. Gene Ontology annotation, biological process: ubiquitin-dependent protein catabolic process; protein ubiquitination; mRNA processing. Gene Ontology annotation, cellular component: nucleus.
UGUUUUUGAAAAUGCCGUUUAUUGCGUUUUGGAAUCAAACUCUUCAUUUAUAGCCUUUUCUCAAAGCAGCUGCAAUAAUAAAACUUAUCAUUUUGAUGGCGGAUAUGACAAAUUAAUGUUAGAGAUUAGAUCUAGGCUAUAGGUAAUGCUGAUAGCCUACACACUAAAUAGCCUACACAUAGUCACGCAAUGCUGAUGUUGUUAACAUUAACAAUUUGAGAAAGUAGGCUACGGAAAAACUAGAAGAAAAACUACAGACUGCAGCUUUGAUUGAAAAUUUAACAAAUAUGAUUCAGGUGAUCAAUACCAGCUUGUGUUUUCAUUUUUUAAAGCGUUCUGUCACGACUGCGAUGACGAAUUUUUUAGAUGCGCGUGAACAUUUUCCAUGGCAACGUUCUGUUUGGUGUUUACUGUAACCCUGACCGUCUCAUCAGCAUCUCCACAUCCUGCGUGGAGACCGUUUUCGACGAUUAUUGAGCUGAUGGAGGAGUUCAUCAAUUGACUGUAAUCAGAUCAGUUUUAUUUUUGUGUGGUGGAAUCUGAGCACAAGACAUGCCUGGUGUUCACUAUAAGUUUCGAAGUAAACUUACCCACGACACAGUCCCGUUUGAAGGACUUCACAUCACUCUGAGAGAGUUGAAACGACACAUUAUGAAGCGCGAGAGACUGAAGUUGUGUGACCUGCAGAUCAGCAGCGCUCAAACUAAUGAAGAAUACACUGAUGAAGCCAUCAUCCCCAACAACACAUCAGUCAUCGUCAGACGAAUCCCUGCUGCUGGGCUGAAAUCUACAAACAGAAGAUUUAUCAAUAAUAAGACUGAACCAUCAAGUGGAUCUUCAAAAACAGUAUGUAGAAAAGCUGUUGAAUUGGUUUUUAUGUAUAAUAUGUCUAAUGAGUCCCUUUGGAAAUGUUUUUAAUUGAAUAUUCUUAUAGUUAUUUUUUCACUUUUGCUUGUUUCCAUUAUUAUUUGUAACAUACAACGACUGGCUCCUCCAGUUCAUGAGAUCAAUGUUCACUACUGUAUGUUUUAUAAUGUUACACUAUUUUUGAUCAAACUGUCAGAAAAAAAGCCUUUUGCUUGUUGCAAGAUGAAGGUAGGACCAAUUAAGUUUUAAAUAAAACACAGUUUUAAAUAAUAUUUCAUUCUGUUUUCAUGCACUAUUGUAUGAUUUUAAAUGACAUUUUCUGUAUGGAUAAACCACAUUUGUUGUAUAAUAAUUGCCAUGUUAAAAAAUAAAAUUAAAUGAAGUCCCUGGUGUUCAAAGCGAUUCAUUUUGAUUGGGUUUCUGUGGACAAGCGUCUCGUUCAUGUCUCUGCGUGUCUCGUUCAUGUCUCAAACCUCUAGACUGACUGACCUCACUGUUGUCCUAAAUAAGCCUUGUAUCUCGUCACAGAGGUAACUCUUUCUGUCAAUG